UCAAAAUUCAAAAGAGGAAACCAGAACGUACAGAAGAUUAAAAAUUUGAAUAAUUGCAAAAAUGACAUCUCUCAGAGAUUGGAAAAAUAGCCUCAGAUGUAAUGAGAAACUUUCACCGAAAAGCAAAAGUAGAACUGCUUUCAGCUGUAGUGAAAAAAAUUUGGUCCGAAAUUCCGCUAAGCCGUCCGGUAAUCAACACGCUUACGAUAGAUUUGAAGUGAAAAAGAAAAGCAAUACCAUGCUGAGAAUCAAGAAUUGCAACGAUAUUGCGGCCGAUGCGGUGGGUACGACAACGACCGUUGCUUUAACCGGCUCCGAUUCGCCAAUCGCACGACCCCGUGAUUGCCCAGAGGAGGAGUCGCAUGAGUUGGACAUUUCUCAGGAUUAUUCCACAUACCUCAAGGCAUUCGCUUUGAUAUACGUGCUGCCCGAAGAGGAGUGGAAAGCCGAGAAUAUCGAUAAGCUGCUAGUUGAGGGCGAGGAGCUAUUCCAGGCUAGUUCGGCUACGGAAGUUACAGAUGGUCUACGUAAGGCGCUGUCCUCCAUCUAUACCAGCGUGGAGCAGCGCAUCAAGCGCAGCUUCAAGCUGGAGGGACACAGUUUCACACUGGAGCUGAGGCCCAGCUAUUUGGGCGAUUCCAGCAAGCCGGCCGAUCUGCGUCCUCCGCACAUUAUGAAGCAUCUACGAGAAGUGCUGCGCGCCUUCUUCCGAAAGGCUCACUAUUGCCUGCUCCAGCACAAGGCGGGAUGUCUCCUGAUUUGGCGGCGACGCAAUUUGUAUUUUAUGAUGGAUGUGAAGGGACGUCGGCCCGAUGACUUGGCCAAUGCUCGACCUCAUGUUGCGAUGUUGAUUUGCCUAAAGACCCUGGAUAAUGUCUUCCACUUGGCGAGCAAUUUGAGUGGCGACGAUCCAAACAAUGCAUUCAACAUCCGUGAGCUGGCUGUGGUGCGACUGGUGACACCAGAUGGACGCACCUUUCUGCGGGAUACCAAUCAACGGGCCCUCGAAUAUCAUGUGAUCAACAACAGCUAUGCCUUUCUCAAGAGCAAUCUGCAUCUCUCUCUCAAUCCGGAGGCGACGUUGCACAAUGGUAGCAGUGUAAUUCUGGGCGUGGCCAGCAUAAUAGCCGCCCAGAUCGAUCAUCCGGCAUCGUGGAACACGUACACCUUCGACCGACUGAUCUGCUAUGGUGUUGAGCUCUGCCGCAGUUGCUGGUGCGCAAAUGUGAGGAAUCGCUUGCCAAUUAACUUGUGCAAGUUUCCCACACAGUUGCGCCUUGGACAAUUUGUUGCGGAGAUUAAGCUGUUGCCGCAAAUCGGUCGUGGAAGAUGGCGUUGUGGUCUAUCAACUCAGGGCAACGCUUUCGACUAUGAGAUACGUAGAGUCCUGAGAGACUAUGGCAACGCCCUGUUUCAGAUCAGCAACCAGAUCUACGCAAUGUGGUGCAAGGACAACUUUUACUAUUUACUAGAUCCCUACAGGCAUAUUGUGGUCAGUCCGCAAGCGACGAAAAAUGCCAUGAAAUUGGAGAAGUGGGCGACGGUGCGAAUGUUUCGUGAUUUGUGUGGCAUGCUAAAUGUUUUCCAUCAACUGCUGAAGGAGUCCAAUCGCCAUGCACCGUUCUAUUUGCAUGUCGUGCGCAUCAAGAAUAUAGCGAAAUGCCCGCAUGGAUAUGCGCUGAAGCCGAAGGCCGAGGAUGCGUAUUGUGAGUUAAAGCCAAUCAACGAGCCCAUUGACUUUCCCCAACAGUUGGGCAAGUGCGCCCGCCAGCUGGCCGAGAUUAGCGAUUUCGAGCCGGAUGUGAUCAGCACCACAGAGGAUGCAACCGAGUUGGAGAACCUGAAGCUCGUCCCUGGGCCGGAACGUGCCAUCGAGCCGGCGGAGGAGGUUGGCUUGGAAAAAGUACAGGUGGAGGUGGAGACUAUAAAGCCAGCUGGAUUCAGGCGAGACAUAGACAAUGAAAAAACCAAUUUCGAUAAGAAGGGAGGGGGAGUAGCAAAUACGAAAGCAAAUUUUCAGACACAAAUGUCCAAAAAGCCUAAAAUGGCAAUAUUAGCGGCUGCAGCAUCCCUCAAACCGCCUAAAGUUCCACCUAGCACCAAGCCACCACGAAAUGAAGGCGGCUUAGAUCAACUCGUUGCGCCCGUUGCCCGGCGAAUGGCGCCGAGAAUGAAGCGCAAAGGCUUUCAGGCUGACACGGUAUCGACACUGGCCAAAAAAGUGAAGUCCAGGGCAUCGCAGGAGCAGGAGCAGGAGCAGCAGGUAAUGGCUGACAAAUUUUCGAAACUCGAUGCCAAAAUGUGUGCCAAGUAUUUGCCCCUAAGACUGAGCAAACUCAAGCGCUCCGAUUGCAGCCAGUGCGACGAGUCAAAGUGCAAGGAAAGUGAUAAUAGCCAGAGCACCAAGCCAAAUAGCGAGGUAUCUGGCCAAAGUGCAACCAUCCAGUAUCCUGUCUAUACCAAAUAUCCUUUUAAUUUGACUGUCGCUGGCUCCGAGAGCGGCACCGUUGAGAGCCUCAACCGUCUGCUGGACUCCGCCUUCAAGGUAACAAAUCGCGUGCUGGCCAUCACGCCGUGGGGCAACUAUGUGGUCUUCAAGCAUGCAACGAAUCAGAUGUUAGAGUCGACCAUGUUUUAUGUAUUCGAUGGCUGCACCUGCAACAUCGAUCGCUUCCGGCACUUGGAUCUCAGCCAUGGCACCGCCGGCCUCUUGGCCUUUCAAAGCCAAUCCGAGGUGGUCUGCUAUAUGAUUGAUUCACGCGAAACGCGAGCCCUGAAAUCGUUGCACGUCCAAAUGGAUCAGACCACUACAAAAUGUGAAACGUUUCCAUGUCGUGGCACCUAAUAUACUAGAUGCAUGAAAAUUACUUUUAAUUAUGUUUUGGAUGCUUUUAAAAUGACCAAAUUUCUCGUAAACACAAUAUCAUAUGGUAAAUAGUAUUAAAAUUUUAACAUUCCUCUGAA
This is a messenger RNA of Drosophila navojoa, 2964 nucleotides long. RefSeq names its product male sterile (3) 76Cc (gene ms(3)76Cc). The record is from RefSeq and is a predicted model, not a curated record. NCBI's taxonomy places the organism in Eukaryota, Metazoa, Arthropoda, Insecta, Diptera, Drosophilidae.